Messenger RNA from Anastrepha obliqua, 1174 nucleotides. Its product is annotated as angiotensin-converting enzyme-related protein-like. The record is from RefSeq and is a predicted model, not a curated record. Gene Ontology annotation, biological process: proteolysis. Gene Ontology annotation, cellular component: plasma membrane. Gene Ontology annotation, molecular function: peptidyl-dipeptidase activity; metallopeptidase activity. Lineage: Eukaryota; Metazoa; Arthropoda; Insecta; Diptera; Tephritidae. Bases 1 to 582 code for a protein of 193 amino acids. The transcript is spliced from 3 exons.
AUGGCUAAUUUCGCUUUCGCAGAGGCACCGGUGGGCAUGGUCGUCACACUACUUACCAGCGAAGGCAAUGGUGGGGGCAAAGGUGCAGACAUAAAUACCAGUAAGUUAUGGUGUAUUGGCUGGCGAUACUAUGUCUCAACUAUACUGCAAUUCCAAAUUUACCGUGGCAUGUGUCGCGUUAGCGGCCAGUAUGUACCCGGUGACCCUCGUAAACCACUGCAUCGUUGCGAUAUUUAUCGACAUCCUGAGGCAGGAAAUCUAUUGAAACGCAUCAUGGCCAAAGGUGCCUCCCAACCGUGGCAGCAGGUGCUUGAGGAAACACUAGGUGAGGGCCGCCUAGACGGCACAGCACUGCGUGAGUACUUCGCUCCAUUGGAGGAGUGGUUGCGGCUGGAGUCAUUGCGCACAAAUGAAUACGUGGGCUGGAACUACGACGGGGACUAUUGCAAGCGAAGCAUCGAAACGGCGAAUCUGCAAGUUACAGGUGGCUUCUACAAUGGAGCUCCUCGAUCAGAUGCUACGAAAUCAACAACACUUUUGCUAAUGGGAUGGCUUGUGGUUUUAAUGUGGCAUCGAAACUGAAAAAAGUAUUUGAAAAAUAUUGAGGGAAUUAUAAAUUUAGUGUAACGACCGUUCUUAGUUUUAUUUAGGGUAAAAACAACAUUUGUAAGAGAACUAAAAAUAAAAAGUUAACUGAAAAAAAUAAUAAAUAAAUAAAAAAUGUAAUAAUUCUUAAAUUAAUUCAGUGUUGAAAAUUUUUGUGUUAGUUGAAAAAAAAUUUUUAAAUGACAAAAAAAGUUCCCAAAAAUUUUUUCUUAAAACAAAAUUCUAUAAAAGUACUAUAUAUUAUACUAAAUAAUUAAAAAAAAACAUUUAAAGAAGUGUUAAAAAGUACUGGAGAUGUUUCACUAUGAGAAACUCUACCAAAAAACUCAACAUUACAUAAAUCUAAAAAUCAUUAAUUUUGUUUUUAAUUUUUUCUGUGUACUGUUUAUUACAAUCGAGCCUACGACAAUUUCCAAAAUACUUCUAGCACAAAUUGAAAAAUCUAUUUAGGAACUCACCCACUUCCAUAUUUUAUUCCACUUCUUUAUGCAAAUGACAAAUGUUGUGAAUGCCCUUAUUGUAUAUGUGUAUAUUUAUUUUUUAUACAGUUUUAAUUACUAAUUUUAAG